Molecule: messenger RNA, 1370 nt
Organism: Exophiala xenobiotica
Lineage: Eukaryota; Fungi; Ascomycota; Eurotiomycetes; Chaetothyriales; Herpotrichiellaceae
Exons: 1
Coding region: 313-804 (163 amino acids)
Source: RefSeq, a predicted model, not a curated record
GUGCUACCUGAGAAAUUGUUCUUCAACGAAACAUGUAACUUUCACUUUGGCUGACGCACUGAUCCUUAAGUGUUCAUGCCGACAAACGAGCCACUGAUUGAGGCCAGAAUUCACCCACAAGGACAUACCAGAUCUUAAGGACUACCACCAGACCAGUCCAACCGAAGCAGUCGAGGCCCUUGCUCUCACCACAUUCCUCUGCGCAGCCAGCGCCCCGACUCAUUUGGCACCCACUGCCACCCGCGGCCUUCAAGCACGGGCUGGAGCAAGCCGUCCCAUCUAUUACUUCAUAUACACAGUACACGUCUUAUCAUGGGCUUCUGGAACGACGGGAUCCGCGACCGGUCUCGGUCUCGUUCGCCCUCUCGCAAAGCCUACUACGCCUCACGCCCAUCCUACUCCCGCUCCGCAUCCUCUUUCUUCUCUUCCUUCGGCGGUGGCUCUUCGUCGCGAGGGCACCAUUCUUCCCGUGCACGUCCCCGGUCCGGCUUCAUCAACCGCAUCCGCCGCUUUCUGCGCGAGAUAUAUUCCUACAUGCGUCGGCACCCGCUCAAGGUGUUCCUACUGGUCAUAAUGCCUCUGAUCACAGGCGGAGCACUGGCAAAACUCCUCGCGCAGGUGGGUAUCAGGUUACCGCCCGGUCUCCAUCGGAUGAUGGGCGGUACAUCGAGGCAGACAACGGAACGGUACUACUCUAGAGGUGGGGCGAGGGAUUUUGAAGGCGGGACAUCACUGCCGGGCAUGAGUAGUGGCGUUGGGGAUAGUAUUUCGAGUCUAAUGGGGAUUGCGAAGAUGUUUAUCUAAGCAUGGCAUCGAAGAUGGGAUGCGCGAGUUUGGCCUUGGGGAAGAAUGAAAAGCAUUAGCGAAUAUCCGUACCUAGCCAGAUUAUUUUCAGUAACGAUACGUCACGACUAAAACUGCAAGCGACUGAAGACAAGACAUUCUGAUCAUGGGUUUCUGAUUUCGUUCAUUCGCUCUCUCUAUGGAAGCUAUCUGCGUCCGGUCGCUCAGGACUGUGAUGGUCUAUCGGCUCAUUUCUUCCCCCUUUUGCCUCUCUUUUUAACUCCGGCUGCAGCAGAUGCCUUCUCAAUCUCGUUCUCGAUUCCCGAAGAAUCGACAAUCUCAAAGCCAGAGUCAGAUAUCUGGCUGGAACUCAUGUCGGGCGUCGGCAACUUCUCUGUGACGGCACUGUGGAUGCUUUCGGACACCUUCUCGACGAGCUGAUCGACUUCUGACGGGGUGGCCUCAUUCAUCGGUAUUGGCUCAGUAUUCUUGAGGAAGGGAUCAAAUGCUUUUCUGUACAGCCACACUGGUAGACGGACAACUGCUGUGUCCCAGAUAGUUGGCUUGUGUAUUUCGUCCAAGUCGAG